Myxocyprinus asiaticus (Chinese sucker) is the source of this 9157-nucleotide messenger RNA. RefSeq names its product cysteinyl leukotriene receptor 2-like. Gene Ontology annotation, molecular function: G protein-coupled receptor activity. Gene Ontology annotation, cellular component: plasma membrane. The record is from RefSeq and is a predicted model, not a curated record. NCBI's taxonomy places the organism in Eukaryota, Metazoa, Chordata, Actinopteri, Cypriniformes, Catostomidae. Bases 5554 to 6639 code for a protein of 361 amino acids. Gene Ontology annotation, biological process: G protein-coupled receptor signaling pathway. The transcript is spliced from 3 exons.
CCCUGUGCUAUAUUGAAAGCACUGCAGCAACAUGCUCUAAAAAGGUUGAGACAGGGGCAAUUAAGGACUAAUAACAAUCUGACGAGUUGCAAGAUUACAAAUAACAAGGUGUUGUGAAACAGAAGAUGUUAAUCAGGUGAGGCAAUCGUGUUAUAGCAUAUAAAGAACCUCCAAAAAAGCCUAGUGCUUUAAGAGCAAGCAUGGGUCAAGGCUCGCCAACUUGUCAACAGAUGAAUCAGCAAAUAAUAUAGUGCUUUGAGAACAAUGUUCCCCAAAUAACUUUUGAAGGAUUUGGGGUAUUUCACCCUCUACAGUGCACAAUAUUGUUAAAAGAUACAAGGAAUCUGGUACGUAAAGGGCAAGGCUGAAAUCACUUCUGAAUGCACGUGAUCUCUGCUCCCUCAGACUUCACAGUCUUAAAAACCGUGAUUCGUCUGUAAUGGAUAUCAUAACAUGGACUCGGGAAUUCUUCUGUAAGUCUUUGUCAUUCAAGACCAUUCGCCGCUGCAUCCACAGAUGCAAGUUAAGGCUUUACUAUGCAAAGCAGAUGCCGUACAUCAACACUGUCCAGAAGCGCCGCUGAACUGUCUGGGCUCUGUCUCAUCUGAGAUGGAAAGUAGAACUUUGGAAUCAUGUUUUGUGGUCCGACGAGUCCACAUUUCAAAUAGAUUUUGGAAAAAACAGCUGCCGUGUUCUUCGGGCCAAAGAGGAAAAGGACCAUCCAAGCUGUUUUCAGCACAGGUCUGUCAUGGUGUGCGGGUGUGUAACACCAUGCCAUGGGUAACUUGCACAUAUAUGAAGGCACGAUUAAUGCAGAAAGAUAUGUACAAAUUUUGGAGCAACAUAUUGACUAUUUCAAGACGGUUUAAGGAAGUAACGUAAUUUCCUGCUAGUUGUCGAACUCAGACUGCAUUUCAAAUGGGAUAAAUCACCAUCCGAAGGACACUUUGAAGGGAGAACAAUCCUGAUAAUCAUGCUGUAAGAUCACUUCAAACAGAAUUUCCAAUAAAAAUGACUUAAAAAGGGAAUUACAAAUUACCCUUAUUUUUGAGCCCCAUGCAUUUUAGCCUUUCAAAGGUCUCACUGUGAAUGGCAGUCUUUGAAGGGAAUAGGGCACAGGGAUGAUCACUUCUGACUGGAACGCACCCUCAAUCAAAACAACAGUGGGAGGAGCUUCAUUCAUAGUGACUUCAACAUGAAUAUCAUUACUAACAAACACGAUUGUCAUAAAAUUACAUUAUUAAAAUGUGGAGCAUGUUGUUCGGUGGCUGGAUGCUCCCUUCAAGUGCUUAGAUCUCAGAAAAAACAACAACAAAUGGAUGCAUGAACUGCUUCUGUGAAGCGAGACGGCUGGAUAUGUGUAGUAUUACAAACUGUAGCACACGUCUUAUCUCUGAUUUGUAGAAGUUCCAGCAAUAAGGAAGGAAGUGGGAAGCGGGGUGGCAGUCCAGGUAAGUUAACCUUUAAAGGCUUUACAGCUUCUCAAACAGUCUUUGGCUUCUCAGCUUCACAACAAGUAUCUCUAGUCUCUACUGUUAACACACACAGCUUCACUAAUUACACUAAACAACACUACGUCGGUCACAGUAACAGCUUUGCAGCAUUCAGGUUCAGUGUGUGCAGGGUUGGGAGGGUUACUUUUGAAAUGUAUUCCACUACAGAUUACAGAAUACAUGCUGUAAAAUGUUAUUUGUAACAUAUUCCGUUAGAUGUGCAUGUAAAAUGGCUAGAAAUAGCAUUUUAGCUUAGCGUAAAGCUGACAAUUUACACAAGGUUUAUUUCUAUUUCUUCUGCUCCAAACUUACUUCAAACGUACUUCUCUGUCUGCUCGUAUGAAUGUAACACAUCAUAAGAAAGUGUUUCACCACUGUUCAAAUGCACUUUGGAUCGCAUCAUUUAUAUGUAUAAAUGUUUUCCAUCUGAAAGGACUAAAUAUUAAAUGAAAAAAUUACAAUAAAAUCCAAAGUAAUAUCUUCAGUAAUCAAAAUACUUUUUGAAUGUAACUGUAUUCUAAUUACCAAUGAUUUAAAUUUGUAACUGUAGUGGAAUACAUUUACUUAUAUUUUGUAUUUUAAAUACGUAAUCCGAUUACAUGUAUUUCGUUACUCCCCAACCCUGGGUGUGUGUGUGCCUCGGCCUCUCUCUCCCUCUCUGGCAUUCUCGGCAGCCUCUUCAAGCCCAUCUCCAUGGUCACUGUAAUGAGACACAGGUGUUAAGCAUCAAUAAUCACCAGGUGAUGGCCUUACCGCUUCCUCUCCCCCCAAUGACAGACACACGACCACGUCCCGCUCUACAAGAUUGUAUUUGGAUAUUGUACAUACAUAUAUAUUGUCUUAUUGUGUAUUUCUAUAUAUACUUAUAUUUUCUAUUCACUUUUUAUUUUUAUUCUAUUUUUUUAUUAUUAUCUCUGUCUUGUUGCUGUAUUGUUUUUGCACUGGAAGCUUCUGUCACCAAGACAAAUUCCUUGUAUGUGUAAGCAUAGCCUACUUGGCAAUAAAGCUCAUUCUGAUUCUGAUUCUGAUUCUGAUAAAACCUCCUCACUACAUUCUUAUUCAGCAUUCAGUAACAAUUCUGGAGAGACACACCUCAUGCACAUGUUUGAGAAUGUUGUGCAAGGAAAUCAAGGAAAUUGCUUGACACAGGCAUGUAUACAGACACAAACUGUGUUUAUCUUUAAAUCCUUGAACAUUUGUGGUUUACAUAAGCGUUCGUUUCUAAAAGGGUUUAAUUUUAAGAAUAUAAUCCAAUGUAUUGGGUUGUAUGGUCAUUUAGGUAUUUAAAAAUGGAUAAUGUUAACCUCAUAAACAUAACAUUGAUCAAAUCUUAGCAAUGCGUACAGUUUAUAGCAUAUGUAAUAUGUAUCUACUGUGAUACGUCAGCUAAAAGACCAAAGACAACUGAGCGUGUCUUUUGACAAUGAGACCGGGAGUGAAAGUGAGUCAGUAUUCCAGACCUGCAGCAAUGUGUAGAGCCAUGCCUUUAUACAGCUUCAUUUCACUACUCACACUUUUGUACUGGUCACCGCUUAUACUGGACUUAUACUAGUGGGAUUUUGAAUUAUUUGGUUAACUCUUGGCAGGUAAGUACAUGAGAACUUUUUUAAGAAAAUGUAAAGUUUUAAUAGACUUUAAGAUUACAGCAUUAAAAACUAUAUAAAAAAAAAGAUUUAAUUUUUUUUUUUUCCAAUGGACAUUGAUUAUAAGACAAUUUCAUGGCCAUGAAUGUAUUUAUUAUUUAUUAUCAUGAUAAAAAAAAGUAAAAAGAUGUCUUGUACAGAAGAAGAAUAUUUUAGCAUAUUCUGGUGCUUCAGAUGUUCCCAAAGAUAAUCCAAAUUUAGAAUUAGAAUUUCUUUCUUUCAUUCCAGACAGAAAGUAAUAUUUUACCAACAAGAAUCUAAAAUGUGUGUAAAUGGGUCUUUACUCUAGACAAUUUAAUUUACAAACCUUUCAAAUGCUAUUCUUUGUGGUGUCUUUAAGGCAGCAAUCAAGAGUUUGCAAGUUUAAAGUUAUUAACAACGAACUUCAACUUCAUUCAACAGCAGAGUACGCAAGCUCUGUAUGCGUGUAGCACAAUUUUUUUAACUGGGCAUAUUCUUUAUGCAUAAACUGUGCAUGUGCCUGGAAUUGUUUGCACUAAUUGGUGGGUCCACAAGGUGGCAACACUCACAGAUAGGCUGUUGCUUUCGAAAUACUGGUGAAGAUUCUGGUCAGGUCAGGAGAUACUGUUGCUUACCUGCAUUUGUAUAACUUGAGUCUGGAAGACUAUAAAGACAUCUUUAUGGGUCUAAACUCCUGAAGAGAAAUAGUCCAGUAUUGCAUAGUGUAAGUCAUAGCGUGCAUGCAUCAAAUGGAGUAUACUGUACUUUGAAAGGCUAGAGAGUUCGACUGUAGGCAAAAGUUAGCGUAUGCGUAUGCGUAAAAACCGAAGUAUAUAUUGGGCUAUACAGUACAUUUUAAGGUUGUAUAUGUUCAGACUGAUCACAUUGUGAUUCGGGAAAAGGAGGUCCACAGCAAUAGCAAGUAGUAUUUUUAGUUGUAAAUGACAUAAUACAGUCAACAAAAAUAUGCAUAUUUUAUUAAUCCUACAUCUUAACCUAAACCCCAACCCUAAGCCUAACAGUCAGUGGAACACAAUUACUUCCUGGUUUUCAAAGGACCAGAACCCAUGUCUCAAAGUUUGCUUGUGCAACAAGAUAUCAGUAGAACUAGAGGGAAAGUAAUUCUGUCAGUAAUUCGGUAGAAUGUGGUCAGUUUUCAGGGUAUGUUGUUUUCUCGUGUGAUGCAAAAUGUCUGAUAGUAAUGGCAUUUGAUAGUAAUUCGGAAGAAUGGGGUCGAUUUCAGGAAACAUGAAUAUUGGGAAUAUGUAGAUUUCCUGUGUGAUCAUGUUGAUCAUAUUUAUAAACUCAGAACAUAGUGUCAGCAAAACUAGUCUAUCUUCCAGUUAUAUGAACUAAUGGUCUCUGGACUAAUUUGGAUACAACAGUGUAAUGGAUCUUUAGGUUCGGGUAUGGAAAAGGAGGAGACGGAGAGUAGUGACACACUUCAGAUAGUUUCUGCCUUCAGUUCGUUUGAGUGCAGCCUUCCCAGGGCUUUCUUAUUUGUCAGUUCAAAGCAACAAAAAACUCUCAGUAACUUUUCGAACACAUCAGCUUCACAACAAUAAUAAUAAUAAACACUAAAUAGGGCACUCCAUUCACUGCGCUCUGGUGUCGUUCUCUCUCUGCCUUCGCUGGCGUGUUCAGCUGUUUUAAGGCGUCUCUCCGCUAUCACUGUAAUGAGAAACAGCUGUUAGAAAUCAUGUCAACUGAGGGAUGUAUAAUUCCUCAGUAUAAACCAAAUGAGGGAUGAGGGUCAGCACCUCCAAAUAUGAGGCCAUAAUUCUCUACCAAUAAAAGGUGGAUUAUCCUCUUUAGGCAGCUUCCCCAAGUGGUGGAGUUUAAGGACUGUAUCUUGGGGUCUUGUUUACAAGUGAGAGAAAGAUAUAGCAUGUAACUGACAGGAGAAUUUGUGCAGCAGCUGCAGUAAAGUAUUGUUUGUACCUGACCGUGGUGGUGAAGAAGGAGCUGAGCCUAAAGACAAAGCUCUUGAUUUACCAGUCUGUGCUCCAACCAUCACCUAUGGUCAUGAGCUUUUGGUAGGGACUGAAAGAAUAAGAUAGCAGAUACAAGAGGCAGAAAUGUGCUUUCUUCACAGGGUGGCUGGGCUCACCCUUAGGUAUAGGGUGUGAAAUUCGGACAUCUGGGAGGGGCUCGGAGUAUAGUCGCUGCUUCUCCACAUUGAAAAGAGCCAGUUGAGGUUGUUUGGACAUCUGAUUAGGAUGAAUCCCAGACGCCUUGCUGCGGAGGUGUUCCAGUCAAGUCCAGCUGGGAAGAGACCCCAAGGAAGACCUAUGACACGCUGGAGGGAUUAUACUCUUGGCUGGCCUAGGAAUGCCUUGGGAUCCUCCAGGACGAGCUGGAGGAUGUGACCAGGGAAAAGGAGAUAUGGGCUGCUUUGCUUAGUCUGCUGCCAACGCAACUCGGACCAGGAUAAGCAGCAGAAGAUAGAGAGAGAGAUGGAUGGAUGGAUGGAUGGAUGGAGAAGAAAUCAAUAUAUUUUUGAAUUCUCCAACCCAAACAUGAACCAGACAAAUUUGUGGAACAUCUCAAACAACUGCUCCAUUAGUGAGUUCAAGCAAAGCAUCUAUCCAGCCGUCUAUCUGUUCAUCUUCACCUUCGGGCUUAUUGGCCACCUCAUAUCUCUUUUCUUCUUCUUUGGCUUAUGGAAAAGAAAGAUGGAGUUUUCUCCAGUCAACAUCCUCAUGCUCAAUCUCCUAGCAUCCGAUCUGAUGCUGGUGUGCUCUCUGCCGCUCCGAGCCACCUACUAUCUCAUGGAUUCCCACUGGGCCUUUGGAGACAUCACCUGCCGGAUCAUGUCCUACGUCCUCUACAUCAACAUGUAUGGCAGCAUUUACUUCCUAAUGGUUCUGAGCGUGGUUCGCUUCGUGGCCAUCGUUAAACCAUUCAAAUACAUUCACUGGCAAAGUUCUCGGAGAGCUUGGAUAGUAUGCAUCAUCGUCUGGUUGAUUGUGUCACUGGCCUCCAUCCCGCUUCUUAGAGCAGGGACUUACCAGGACCAGUUUGGACGGACAAGAUGCCUGGAACUGGACUCGUCCAUGCUCAAGACCAUUAUCGUAUUGAAUUGGGGAGUCUUGUUUUUGGGUUUUGUGAUGCCCUUUGUGGUCAUCUCAGUGUGUUAUAUUUUUGCAGCCUUCUACUUGCUAAAGCUAAAGAAGACCAGACCGAAUCAAAGAUCUCAAUUUAAUCACAAGAAGUCUUGCUCUCUUGUGAUCAUUGUGCUUCUAAUUUUUCUCACAUGCUUCAUGCCGUAUCAUGUAGUCCGGAGUCUCUUUUUGGAGGCUGAGAUGGAUGUUACAAAGACCAGCUAUGGUGGGUCCUGCCAUUAUAUUCAGCGUUUGAGAGAGGCAGCGGUCAUUACGCACUGUCUAGCUUCAGGAAACAGUUGCCUGGAUCCUUUACUCUUCUUUUUCGUGGGGGAAAACUUCAUUAACUUUUGGCGUCAAAAUACGCCGACGCGACAGAGUUGCAUAACAGAGCAGAAUGUGAAAGUGUUGGAGAAGAUGCAUACUGCAUUUAUAUAGGGAAGUGGUUAAGACUGUUGUGGUGUGCUUAGGACCUGUUGGGACUUGAGGGGGAACAGAAGAAAAUUCCCCAAAUAGCUGAAGAGAAAGAUGAUAUCGGUGGUGUAAGAGUACACAUCUGUUCUGCGAGCACUUAACCAACCCACACUAACAGCACUUACCACUGCACUUAAUGUAGAGAAGAAAAUAAAGAAAAAAAAUCUUUCUUCUGUGCCAGCAUCUUUACUACUCCAGCCACUGUGAGAACUUGGCAGUCUUAUACUGCAGAUGUUGUUAAACUUUGUCAAAGUCAAAAUUUUGACAAAUUGCUUGCUAUGUGUCUAAUUUAUAUGUCGCUUUGGAUAAAAGUGUCUGCUAAAUGACUAAAUGUAAAUGUAAUGAGGUAUAAACUUGGUUAACCUCUCCUACAAAAGAAAAAAAUUAGCACAAGUCAGAUUUUAUCUCAAUAAAUUGUUUCUCCUACACCAAAGAGAUGAAAUGGAGAGCAAAUUAAAUCUUCUGCUUCUCUGACGUUUCUCUUUGAGAAAAGACCUACCAUAUGGUUGUCUCCUCAAGAGUUUCAGAGAUCUCAACAAUGUCUGAAGCUGUGCUCAGAUUUGCAUAUAUACCAAAGGUUGUAAUCAAAAGUCAAAGACUUCAAUAUGAACUCAUAAAUAUAAUUCCCAUCAAAUUCUUCCAAGGAAAUGUUAUAUGAGCUAUGCUAUCCACAUUAAUUUUAUCUUACUGCGUGUCAACAUUUGUACUAUUUGUGUCUAUUUUUAUUACUCCUAAGGCAUUUUAAGAAAAACAUCUGAGACAUGUUUAUGCUUAAAUAAAGCAUCAAUUCUCCUGAGCAAUAAAACAGCAACCUUCAAGCAUUAAACAUUUCCUCUGUGCUUAAUCUUGAACUGGCAUCAAGCACAGUAAAAUGCUAAAAGUUUUCUAUGAUCAAAUCUUCUUAACUUGGCAGUUAAUGCUCUGUAGCAUUGCGAAGUUGUUUAAAACCCUGCUUCAAAAGUAAUUGUAUUGUUAAUUAUUGUUUCUCGCAAAUCAAGGUCAGUUUACAUAAAGCAUACUUAAAAAAAAAUUUAUUUAUUUUUCUGUAGAAGAACGGGUCAACGUAAUUCUAAAUAAUGUUAAAAUAAAAUUAGUUUAUGUGUGUUCAAAAUGUUAGUAAAAACAACUAUCUGAACAUAAUUACUGUAAUUUGUGAGUAUUUUUUUUUUCUUUUUUUUAUCGCUUUGGUACUAUUUUCACAUGCAAGUGAUACAUUUUCAAAACUCUUAGUACAAAACACCAAACUGAUCACACUUAUAACAAAGCUAGUCAUUCUUUCAAAACCUCCUAAGUGCUUUCAUCAGAGUUGUACAUGUUUCCUUUCAUAUUAUCACUGUUUCAGAACACAAGAUUAUUGUGACAUGUAAUGAGAACAUCUGGUUUAAUCAACCAAGCACAACAGAAUGAUCUUUCUUCAGUUUAGUCAUUUUAUCCAUCAGUUCAAUCUGUAGCAAACAAUGCAAGAUACAUGUUUAAAAUUACAGUAACCUUAAAGAUGUUAAACAAUUUUGAUUUUAUUUUUUACAGUACUGUAAAGUCACAUUAGGAAAUACACUUACAUUGCCCGACCAAACUGACAUUACUGUAAAUUCAUAAUGCCUGUAACAUAAACCCAAUGUGUAAUCAAAAGCUGUGAUCAUUGAAUAUACAGGAUGAUGCUGGACUGACGUUCUCUGUCAGUUUUGACAGAAUUGUGUAACAAGUACAGUAAUGUACACUGUAAUGUCAUUUACUCUUACAGUACAGUAUGAAUGAAUUGAAAUUUUUCAUUUUCAGAUUGGGUUGAGUAAUUACAUUUACUUUUAGUCAUUUAGCAGAUGCUUUUAUAGUAACCAAAGUGACUUACAAAUGAGAGAAACUCAGUCCUGUAAUUUGCUUUACAGUAGUUGGCCUUUGUUUACUGAAUCACAUAAUGGACAUUGAUGGCCCAGAUGUCAUUGGGCUCACCAGUUCCUGCCCUAUUCCUCCAUCUGUUGCCCACCUCUGUGACCUGUCUGACUGGCCUCCAGUAUACAAAUUCACUGUUUGGUUCCUCUUCCUUGCAGUCUAUCCUGCUCUAUAUUUAUACAUUGUAAAUGCUCAUACACACACUCUGAAUGCAUAUGGUACAUACUGUAAACAAUAGUGGUUACGUAAAUAUAUUGUAACAUAUUCAUAAUGUUUUCCUGUCCUGAACAUGUGAUUUACUGUAGAUGUUGAUAUUUUACAAACACAUAAAAUAGUCAAACCAUUUGAAAAUCUAUAGAUAUACCAAAUGAUUCAUUGAUUAGAUCAGUUGGAUCAAAUGAUAGACAAAUGUAUUAAAUUGAACGAGAACAGAUGCAAAUGAAAAGUUUGAUGUUAAUAUCAUUUUGAAAGGCAGUUUCUAUCAAUGAAAGGUAUAUAUAGAUAAAACACUUAUUUGGUGUGGUGAAAAUGUUACUUUGUGAUUUUGUGUUUUGUACUUUGUCAAUUGAAAAUAUGCUGAAAUUAAAAUAAAAAA